AUGACAUUUAUGAAUUCAGAAAAAAGGGGUGAAGUCGACAGCGCGCCUUAUGAGGGAAGAAAGAAAUUGGAAACUCCAGCUGCAGGCGCGGAACGGGAAGAAGCGACUGUAAGGGUUGUCCAGGCGGAGCCGGAGGGGGAAAAGACGCAGGGAGGGGAGGAAGAGAAGAAGGCGGAAGCCCCUAAAACAGGGGUCGCAACAGACGGCAAAGCUGAGGAAGUAGCGGCAACCGAGGAUGUAGCAGCAACGACACAGGAAGUAGCGGCAACCGAGGAAGCAGCAACGACACAGGAAGUAGCGGCAACCGAGGAAGCAGUAACCGUCGAGGAAUUAUCAUCAACAGUCGAGGAAGCAGAAACAACCGAGGAAGCAGCAACAGUCGAGGAAUUAGAAACAACCGAGGAAGCAGAAACAACCGAGGGAGAAGCUGCACCAGCUGAGGUAUCCGAACGCAUGCGGAAAAAAGCCAAGGGAAAGUCGAACGAACGGGCGGCCCAUGUAGGCAAUAUCUUGAAGAAAAAAAAGUACAAGUUAUUCUCGAAACAAAAACCUAAUAAGAAUAAAAAAAAAAAAAAGAAAGAACCAAAGGAUAAGUCCAAAAAAAAGGACAGGGAGAAAUUGCCCACGACUUUUCUACUACCAGGGGUUGGAGGAAGUACACUAAUUGCCGAGUACAAAAAUGCAUUGAUCCAUAGUUGCAGCAACAAUUUGUUAAAUUCAAAGCCAUUUAGAAUAUGGAUUAGUUUAACUAGACUUUUUUCAAUAACAUCAAAUGUGUACUGUACCUUUGACACCUUGAGGUUACUGUACGACAAUGAGAAAAAAAUGUAUUUUAAUCAACCAGGAGUUAACAUUACGGUGGAAAAUUAUGGGCGUCUUAAGGGCAUUGAUUAUUUAGAUUACAUUAACAAUACUGGCAUAGGGGGUUAUGUUGAUGGGGAAAGCAUCAUGGGUGCACCGUACGACUGGCGUUAUCCCCUGCACCAACAAGAUUACAACCUUUUCAAAGACAGCAUAGAAGCAGCUUAUGAAAGGAGAAACGGAAUGAAGGUAAAUGUAGUAGGCCAUAGUUUAGGAGGCUUAUUUAUAAAUUAUUUCCUAGUGCAUAUAGUUGAUAAAGAAUGGAAACAAAAAUAUUUAAGUUCGAUCAUGUAUAUGAGUUCUCCAUUUAAGGGUACCGUCAAAACGAUUAGGGCUUUACUUCAUGGAAACCGUGAUUUUGUUUCUUUCAAAAUUAAGAAUUUGAUUAAACUUUCCAUAUCAGAUAGUAUGAUGAAGGCCAUUGGAAAUUCAGUAGGUUCUUUGUUUGACCUCAUACCAUAUAAGGAAUACUAUGACCAUGAUCAGGUUGUAAUUAUAAUGAAUACAGACCCCACCCCGAUUGAUAAGAAUAACAUGCAGUCUAUUGUGACCACGUGUGGAAUAUAUAAUAAAGACUGCUAUCUGAACAGAACGGAUGUGAAGUUAAAGGUGUAUACCUUAUCAGAUUGGCAUGUGCUUCUAAAGGAUGACUUGAGGGAAAAGUACAAUAAUCAUAAACAAUACAGAGAGAGGCAUUUUUCGAUGGACCAUGGGGUACCUAUAUAUUGUGUAUAUAGUACCCUUAAAAAUAAGAGCACCGAUUAUUUGCUGUUUUUUCAAAAGGAAAACUUAAAUGAGGAACCUGAUAUUUAUUACGGAAUAGGUGACGGAACUGUGCCCAUCGAAAGUUUAGAAGCAUGCAAUAAUUUUUACAACGCAACAGAGAAGAAACACUUUGAGAAUUAUAGCCAUAUCGGUAUUUUGCACAAUGCGGACACCGUCAAAUAUGUGUAUGAUUCGUUGCAGACCAUAGGGGGAAACCUGGACGAUGUGCGUGAGGAUGUUACAGCCAAGGUAGCUUUGCAGGGGAGUGUCGAGGGAGAAGGAAAGGAGCAGAUGUUACCCCAAGGAAGUAACGGUGCAGAGAACGAGUUGAGCAAAGUGCCUCAGCAGGGAGGAGGCAACGGAGAAAUGACCAACGCGGAGGGGCAGCGCGCCAAGUGA
Plasmodium cynomolgi strain B is the source of this 2025-nucleotide messenger RNA. Its product is annotated as phosphatidylcholine-sterol acyltransferase precursor. Lineage: Eukaryota; Apicomplexa; Aconoidasida; Haemosporida; Plasmodiidae. The transcript is spliced from 2 exons. Gene Ontology annotation, biological process: lipid metabolic process. The coding region runs from base 1 to 2025 and encodes 674 amino acids. The record is from RefSeq and is a predicted model, not a curated record.